Molecule: messenger RNA, 5400 nt
Organism: Octopus bimaculoides (California two-spot octopus)
Lineage: Eukaryota; Metazoa; Mollusca; Cephalopoda; Octopoda; Octopodidae
Product: hexokinase-4
Biological process (GO): glycolytic process; glucose 6-phosphate metabolic process; carbohydrate phosphorylation
Cellular component (GO): cytosol; mitochondrion
Molecular function (GO): fructokinase activity; glucokinase activity; D-glucose binding
Source: RefSeq, a predicted model, not a curated record
UGGCAAUGUGCUAAAUUGAACGGUGAAAAAUACUAGCACAAACAGGAGUCGUAAAUUGUGAUGUUAGUUUUUACUGGUCUCUGCUGUAAUCUUUAAUCUGAUAUUUUCUGAAUAUCUUCGUCACUAAGUUAUUUUUCUAGUCAUUCGUUAUGACAUUCAGAGAUUAAGAAUCAACUGGUGGAACCCGUAUUUUCCCCCCCAGCCGUGCAAUUUCAACAGUCACUUGCAAGUAUCUCGCCGCCGCCGCCGCCUCUACGACCCCCACCACCACUAGUCUCCGCCGUCGCUAUCACACGCUCUGUUCUAUGUCUAUUAACCUUAUGAUAGAAUAGUCUUAACGUGUUUCGCAUCUUCCAUACAUUUGUUCACUCCUUAUUUCCUCCUCCCCUUCUAACAAAGAAUCUAUUUAAACCACACCAACCUAUUCACUCAUAUUGACUGGUACGAUAUUUAUAACCUGGUCGGUGCUAUACGUUUCGUUUUACUCAAAUUCCAAGCCAUUAAUACCUUUUAUAUAACGAUAAAGAUGAUGAUAAAAGUAAUAACAACAAUAUCGGACAUCUGAAUGUCUUUUAUGAAUUUCCAUGUGUCGUUCGUCAUCCUGGAGCAGUCUUCCUGUUUCCCUCACCUUUCUUAGAUUCACGUUUCUCACCUGAUCGAAAUAUUUACUUCACCAAGAAUAUUAGUUUGAAAUAAUUGAUUCCCUUAUUUCGUCUGACCCGUCUCCCUGCCUGAAUCUUCGACUUAGUCUACAGAAUUUUUGGAAGUUAGUUCAUUGCCAGUUUCCAUGGAAACUUAUAGUAGGACUGAUAGUUGUGGUAGCCAAGGACGUUCCAAGCGACCUCGAAGUAUUGAAACUAUAGUGCGGCCAUUCAAGCUUAAUGACAUGAAUUACCGGGAAAUAAUGCAUUUGAUGAUCGAGAAGUUCAAGGAGGGUUUGAGUGCUAAGACUAACCCAAUAGCCUCUGUGAAAAUGUUUCCAACAUAUGUUCGAUCAACUCCGAAAGGAACAGAAGUUGGAGAUUUCCUUGCUCUGGAUUUAGGUGGCACAAACUUCCGUGUACUUCAUAUCAAACUUGAUGGUCAAGACACUAAAAUGGAAAGUAAAAUAUUUCUGAUUCCUCAGAAGAUUAUGUCUGGAACUGGAGCCGAACUCUUUGAUCACAUAGCAGAUUGUAUAUAUAAAUUUGUCAAAGAGCAGCAGCUGUUGACACAUUAUUUACCUUUGGGCUUCACAUUUUCAUUUCCUUGUCGACAAGAAGGUCUUGAUAGAGCAAUUCUUACCACUUGGACGAAAGGAUUUAAGUGUGAAGGAGUGGAGGGAGAAAAUAUUGUGGAAUUAUUACAUGCUGCAAUAAAACGGAAAGGACAACUUAAUAUUAAAUGUGUGGCUGUGAUCAACGAUACUGUUGGAGCCCUGAUGUCUUGCGCCCACAGUGACCGAAUGUGUUCUGUUGGUAUUAUAUUAGGUACAGGUACUAAUGCUUGUUAUAUUGAGAGACUGGAAAAUGUCGACAUUUGGAAUGAAGAUAAAAACGAACCAAAACAAGUUAUAAUUAACACAGAAUGGGGUGCAUUUGGAGAUGAUGGCUGUUUGGACAAGAUUCUAACAGAUUACGACAGGCAGGUUGACAAGCAUUCCAUCAACCCAGGAAAGCAACGAUUUGAGAAGACAAUAUCUGGAAUGUACAUGGGGGAACUUGUCCGUCUUAUACUUGAAAAGUUACGCAGACAUAAACUGAUUUUCAAUGGCGUUGGCUCAGAAGAGUUAUCAACUCGUGGACGGUUUUACACAAAAUAUGUUUCUGAAAUUGAAAGUGAUAUUGAUGAUAGCUUCAAAAAUACUAAACAGGUCUUUCAAGAUCUUAACUUAACAAACUUUAUGGUGGAAGAUUGUCGUAUCGCUCAGUAUGUCUGCUCAACUAUUUCCACACGAGCUGCCUAUUUAUCUGCCGCAGGUACUGCUGCUUUGAUUCACAAGAUGGGUCGAUCUGAAGUUACUGUUGCUGUAGAUGGCUCUCUCUACAGAUUCCAUCCUCAUUUUCAUGACUUAAUGGUAGAAAAAAUUAAAGCACUUUGUCCCCUUACUAGAUUUCGUCUGAUGCUGUCCCAUGAUGGAAGUGGAAAAGGUGCAGCAAUCGUUGCAAGUUGUGCUACACAAGAAGGCCAGAAUCAAAACAACAAUUCUGCAUUAAGGGCGGAAGUUCAUUGAGAAUAAUAGUUAAUUAGAAAUCUGUGUCCAUGUAUGUUUUGGUGUGUGUGUGUGUGUGUGUGUGUGUACAUACAUAUAUAGGUCUCUCUCUCUCUCCUUUUAUAUAUGUAUGUAUGUAUAUAUAUAUAUAUAUUUGUAGAUAGAUGUAUUUGUGUAUAUAUUUAGCUCUGUGUGUGCAUGAAUAUAUAUAUAUGAAGGUAUAUUACACACAUAAUCACUCAUAUAUGCACACAUACAUCUACACAUUCAUACCAAUAUUCUCUUUUACACACACACCCACAUACACACAAAGAGGUCCAUAUAUAUAUAUAUGUAUAUGUAUGUAUAUAUAUAUAUAUAUAUAUAUAUAUGGUUGAAAUAAUGUGUGAGAAUUUUUAAAAGAAAUAGUUUUCAAUUCCAAAAAGAAAAUGUUACUGAAUUUUUUUUUUCUUAAGGAAACAAAAAAAAGAAAAGAGAUUUGUCAGAUUCUGAUGUUGCUUCUCUCAAAGACUUCUCUAGUUGCACCUUACUCGUUGCUACGUAUAAUAGCUACUUUCAAACUCUGCUCCUGGACUGCCGCCCUCAACUUGUUAACUCACUACCACAAAACUCACAAACAUCUGUCUGUGUGUUUAUUUAUAUAUAUAUAUACAUAGGUGAUGGUAUGUAUGUGAGUGUGGAAUACGUGUGUGUAUGUGUGAUUGUGUGUGUGUUUAUAUACACACAUGUAUAUAUAUAUUGUGAAUGUGUGAGUGUCUAUAAAUGUAGCGAUGUAUGUAAAUAUAUAUAUGAAUACACACAUCUGGUGAAAGAGCAAGCGAGGGGGAGAUAAUCGGUAAAUGUUCAGAAAAUAUGAAUAACCAUUAAAAUUAGUCAAAAUAAUUUAUCUUCGUUUCCAUCUUAAUCUUGAUUUUUGGUGGGGUCGGGUAGGGGGAGUGAUAUGUACGUUUUAUUUAUUAUUAUUAUUAUUCUUUUUAAACCUUUUCUAUGCAUAAUUUAUUUGACAUUCUUUCAGAAACGGUAUUUCUUUUCGAGUGCAUUCUUCUUCUCCCUGUUUCAUUUCUUAGGUGUUACUACAGAAGAGCUUUUACGUUUUUAGUAAUCUUUUAGAAUAACAUAUCCAUGUCUGCUAAAACAGUUCUUACAUUUUUUAUGAGACAGAGUUGAUCAGCAUCACUGGUUUCUUUCAUUAAAGCAAAAAGUAUUUAGAAUCUCUGCCAAGUUGAGAAAAAGAAAAAAAAUUAUUCUAAUUUUUUUCUUUUUUUGUGUUUUAAAAGCAUUUAAAAAGAUUUUGGUUCAUAUAUAUAAAUAUCUGAUAAGUACUCUCAUUUUCAUUCUAUCAAGAGUCACAAAAUCUCAUUCAGUUUUGGUAUCUUCCUAUUUAAGGCAGUGAUGAGCUUUUAGAAUUGUUAGAAUGGAAGACAAAAUGCCAAGCAAUAUUUCUUCUGGAUCUCUGUUCUGGUUUCAAAUCUCGCCAUUGUCAACUUUGUCUUUCAUCUUUUUGGGGUUGAUAAAAUAAAGUACCAGUGAAAUACUGGACUCAAUGGCACUGGCUAACCGACUUCCUUUAAAUUUGCUGGCCUUGUACCUAAAUUAGAACGCAUUAUCUCUCCAUUUCGUCAUCUUAAUUGAUACAUUGCCAUGAUACCAUUCUUAGGCAUUCUGCCAUUUGAACAGCAAGGUUUCCCUUGUCUAAUUAGUUAUAUUUAUAAAAUAAGGAUUGGAAACCUUAAUUAUUUCAUCUAAAAUUGAUACUUCAUAAUUCAUAUUGAAUAUCACAGAUGACUUACCAAUAUAUAUUGCAAUAUUUAAAACAAAAAAAAAUUUUCAAAUAUAAACUUUCAGAACAAAUCAGGAAAUUGUUGACAGUUGAGCUUUAAAAAAGUGAAUCUGACGCUUGUUUCUGUUGGAUCUCAUUUAGUAACAAAACAGCAAUCAUUUUUUUUUUUUUUUCCACCUUGAAAAGUUCCUUUUAUUUGUAAAUAGUUCUUAGACCUUUUGUCCCUCUUUAAUGACUUUGGAAACAUUAGAAAUAUCAGUCUUUACCAGACUUUAACAUUGGCAGUAAUUUCAAACACUUUGUCUUAGUUAUCCAAAUGUUCAUAUAAUUAGGUUUUGUCUAUUUUGAUUUCCGCCCCCACCCCUUCUCACCAGAAUUAGAUUAUUAAGUAGGUUAACGAAUCUGUGCUUUGGAGGAGAGAAUGGCUGCAUUUCUUGUAAUAAAUAUGAUGAUGAUGAUAUUUAUAAGACUACCUUCAGAAUCCAUACUGUGAUAUCAUCUUACCUGUCGAUAAACAUUUCAAUCAAUGCGUAUAAAAUGUUUUGUGAUUUAUUUUGUGUGUGUGUGUGUGUUUAGUUUAAUAUUUGAUGGCUUAAAAUCUAUUUAGAAUAACUUUUAAUUAAUUAUUCAUCACUUGCACAAAAGGAAGUAAAAAUUCAACUUAGACUUCAAUUGGUGGGGAAAUAAUUCUAAAAUUAUUUUCUUUUUCAAGAAGCAAAUACCAUUAUUGUUUCUCAUCUUAAAUAUUUUUCCUAAAUUUAUUUAAUAAAAACUAUACUUACAUUUUUUUUUUCAAUUUAUUGGUAUUAGAUGUUAAUUAAAUAAUACUCUUUUUAUCAGGAUAUUUAUCUAGUUUUCAAAGUACAGAAAGAAAGAUUAUUUCAUAAAACAAUACAAAUAUAUAUUUUGAACAAUCAACAAAACUUAGAUUUAAGCAAGACAUUACUAAACUAUCAGCUUAUAACACCAUGAUUACGUUAGAAACAAUGGUUUGAUUACAUUAAGCCUAUUCUAAAACAUCUCUUAAUUAUCAUAUUAAUCAUCAAUGACCAUUGUUAACAAGGAAAAUUAAAGUGAUUUUUAUUAGAUUUUAUUCAGAUCACCACACACACACACACACACAUUCUAUUUUUAGAUUGUCAAUAAAGUUGUUGGUAAUAAAAAAAAAGGCUUCUUUCUUCAUCUCUCUCUCUCUCUCUCUCCUAUUGUGGGCCAAAAAUGGGGUUGUUUGUUAUUAAUAAUUUUAAGUAUCUUUCAAAGAUGAAAAAGAAAAAGCUAUUGUUUAUUCUGUUUUGUUAUGAAUAUGUUUUUUUUUUUUCCUUUUUGAAUCAAAUUUUAUUUUUUCCAAUGUUAGACUAUAUUACUCUUAAAUGAUUCUGUACAACAUUGCUUAACAAAUUAUUAUGGAGAAAUAAAAGAAUUAAAAACA